This is a messenger RNA of Eupeodes corollae, 1881 nucleotides long. RefSeq lists its product as uncharacterized. The record is from RefSeq and is a predicted model, not a curated record. Bases 1 to 1881 code for a protein of 626 amino acids. NCBI's taxonomy places the organism in Eukaryota, Metazoa, Arthropoda, Insecta, Diptera, Syrphidae. The transcript is spliced from 2 exons.
AUGCAUUGUGAGACUCACUUUAAAACUCACCUUCGCAUCAACUCCGACGGUCGCUUUACUGUACGCUUGCCAUUUACAAAAUCACCUCAGUGUCUUGGCAAUUCGAGGCAAACAGCAGUAUCAUGUCUUCUCUCUAUGGAGCGUCGUCUAGUUAGAGAUCCCAACCUGUAUCAGCAAUAUCGUAACUUUAUGAAUGAAUACAUUGCCAUGGGGCAUAUGCAGAAAAUCCCCCACAGUGAAGUCAACAUUGCUGACAACAAAUGUUUUUACUUACCUCAUCAUUCAGUUCUAAAACCUUCAAGUACAACUACAAAGUUAAGAGUUGUUUUUAAUGCAUCGCGUAAAACGUCGUCUAAUGUGUCUUUAAACGAUAUCCUGGGGGUUGGUCCUACCAUUCAACGAGAUCUUUUUUCAAUUUUGAUUAACUUUCGACAAUUUAAGAUACCAAUUAGCGCAGAUGUGACCAAGAUGUACAGACAAAUUCAAAUAGACUCUCAAGAUUGGAACUAUCAAAGAAUUGUGUGGAGAGAUGAUUUAUCAAAUAAAAUACAAGAUUAUUGGCUCACAACUGUGACGUAUGGCACGUCUUCAGCUCCAUUCCUUGCUACUCGGGCUUUAUUUCAAAUCGCGAAUGAUUGCAUUUCAACCCAUCCUAUCAUAUCACAUAUAAUCAAAAAUCAUUUCUAUGUAGACGAUUUGCUGACGGGGGCAGACAGUGAAGAAGAAGUAACAAAUAUUCGAGAGGGGCUGGAGAACGUAUUAGAAGGAAGAGGAUUUGAACUUCGUAAAUGGAAAAGCAGUUCUAAAGAAUUCAUCAAGAAGAUUGCUCCUGACAAAAGAGACACGGAAUGUAUUGAUUUUGAUUCUGAGCCCACAAAACUUUUAGGCUUAUACUGGAACCCAGACGGUGAUUAUUUUAGUUUCCAUGCAUCGUUAACCAAUAAACUUUCAAUUACCAAACGUUCAAUCUUAUCGGAGUCUGCAAAAAUCUUCGAUCCACUCGGUUUACUGUCACCUGCAACCAUUGCCUUAAAAAUCCUCUUCCAACAACUCUGGGUAGAGCAACCAAAUGGAAAAAAACUAGAAUGGGAUGACAUCGUUCCUGAAAGGUUGGCUGAAAGGUGGUGUAUCUUUACAGAAGAAUUCAAAUAUUUUAAGAACAUCAAGGUAGACCGAUGGAUUCAUACAAGAGAUCUAAGAAGUUGCGAGCUCCACGGUUUCUGUGACGCGUCAGAGACAGCAUAUUCAGCCGUCAUUUACUGCAGAACAGAGGAUCAAGGAAAUAUACACGUCAAAAUUGUCGCUGCAAAAACUAGGGUAGCUCCACUGAAACAGCAAUCACUUCCACGUCUUGAGCUCUGCGGAGCUCUCCUACUUGCAAGGCUUUUUGAGUCUAUACGAAAAGCCUUAAAUAAUGAAAUACAAAGCAUGACAGCAUGGACAGAUUCUCAAAUAGUAUUGAGUUGGUUGAACUCCCAGCCUCGGCGGUGGACAACUUUUGUCGGAAACAGAACCGCAGCAAUAUUAAACAUAUGUCAAGCUGAUUGGUGGCACUACGUUCCCUCACAAGACAAUCCAGCUGACAUAGCAUCAAGGGGUGCAUCUCCUAAAACUCUGAAAUCUUCAUCUAUCUGGUGGCAGGGUCCAAUGUGGUUAAUUCAACCUAAAUCAUAUUGGCCUUCGCAACAGUCAUCAUCAUCAUACCAAACAAAAAAUGAAGAGAAAAGAAUCAACUUUCAAGUUUUCCAUACAACUGAGUCAGAUUCCGUAUUGGAGAAGAUACUGACGACAUCAUCUUCAUUUGACAAAAUCGUUCGCAUGAUGGCGUAUUGGUUGCGGCUUAGAAGCAUUCUACAAUUCAAGCUUACUUUCGACACAUGA